UUGGUUAGGCGCCUUGUCUGACACGCUUCGCUAUUGCUGCAGUGACAAAGUCCGCAGACGCCACUCGCUUUCAUUUGAUCAAUGUAAUCACUUACAACCAGCAACUGUCUCUUUCGGCGUGUCACUGUGGCAAUUUGUCACGUUCGGCGUUGCGACCAAGUGCCGAAUUAACUACUGGCGAAGUUAGCGCGGACAAAGUUGCCAGCUAGCUAGUCGCUAGCUCAGCUUGUAAGCAGCAACAAUGUCCAGUCUUCCUCAGAAUAAUUUGAAGGAGCAGCUGGCGAGACACAGCAACGCCGCCCAAAGCAAACUGUCUCUGGCGAAACCUAAAUCGGGGCCAUUUUCUUUUAAAAAGAAGUCCUCAUCAGGUACGAGCUGGACAGAAACCUCACCCAAGGUAACCAGCCAAAACGUCUUGGCAAGCAGGAAUGUUAAUGUUCCUAAGAACAGUUUGGUGACUCAACCUGUUCUGACAUUUUCAAACAAGCCCGAGACCUCUAAAAAGUCCAAAAUCAACAACUUCUUCUCUGUAAGUUCCAAAUGUAAGUCGGACAUCAGCCCGGGCAGUCUUCCCGAUAUUCAGCGCCUGUCAUCGUUGGCAUCUUCUGGCAGUGCGUGUCCAUCUUCACCCAAAUGUGACAGACCCCUUAUGAGUACCAAUGACAGCAACCCCGUAAACAUGGAUGCGUCACUUGGAUUCCAGAUUGACGACUGGGAUGAUAUGGACGACUUUGAAACACCCACCAAAACAAAGAAUGACUCCUUCAAUAGAGAUGUAAGUAGGACUGACAGCAGGCCAGUCGUAGCUGAACGGAGUACAGAAUCCACAGGGGGGCAGUGUUGUGUAAAAACAGAUGAAGCUCAAGUGAGUCCUGAUCUGAGUCCAGUUGGAGAUCCAGAUGAGUGUGGGCUGGACGAUUCUCCAAUUAACACACCAAGAGGAUGCCAGCCGGCUUAUCUGAAGUCUAUUGUUAGUGACAGUGAAGAGGACAGUGAUGAUAUGCCCAUGACAGAUGAUAAGAAAGAAUGGGUUGACCCAAAGUCAAUUCAGUUGGAUGCCAACGCCGAGCCUGAAGACGACCUCGACUACAUACCACCAUCUCCUGAGAGCUUUUACAACAAAUCUCCUGUGGACUCCAUAUCCAAGCCAUGUUAUGCUGAAAGCAACGAUAAUAAUUUGCAAUCCAAAGGAUCUAACGUGACACCUCGUCAAACCUCUUAUGACAAGACAAUUGACCAACUCUAUAGAAUCAUGGAGUCUAUUUGUGCUCUGGUGGAUUCCAUCCCGUCACACGAGCUCAUUGCUCUGUCCUGUGGAAACGAGCUUCUGCUGAAGAGGGCUCAAAGGAAGAGGAUUCUCAUUACUGGUGGUGAUGCUUUCCUAAGGCCUCAGCAGCCUGACAGCACUGGGAUUUCUGAUCCCAGCUUCAAAGACAAAUCUUCCGAUGAUGCAUCCAGCAUCUUUUUACCCAUGGUUUCAAAGAUGACUCCGCAGAUCAGGAGCUCCUCAGUCAUCUCUGUGGACUGUGACUCUGAUCACUCUGACAGCCUUAUUAAAGAAACCCCAUCACACUCCAAGGACGGCUGGAAAUCAGUUGUGGAAUAUGAGAGCAUCUGUGCUUCUCCAAGCUCCAGCAUCUCAAAAACAUCUCACAAUAGCUCCAAUGUCAAGAAGACCUGCACAGAUGUGGACUGUGAUGAUCUGUUCUUCUCGCCCAAGAAGAAGACAAAGAGUCAAGUGCAGAUUAAAUCUAAUCCCCAGGCAAACGUCACAGCUACGGAACCCAUCAAGCCUGAUGACUUUUUCGACGACUUUGACAUUGAUGAUUUAAACGACUCUGACAUCCCCGACUACUUCGACGAACCCCAAAAUUCCGCAGUGCCGUUAAAGACCUCCAACACUGCGCCAAAGGCUGUGAAGGAAGGUGGGCCGAGCAGGUCGUCAUGGGAGAACAAACCUGCAACGCAUGUGCCUGCACCUGCACCCAAACCAGCAAAGGUCUGCUCUCCUGAACCCACCUUCCGAAACCCGGCACACGACCGUUUCAGAGGGUUCACCUUCUCCCAUUCGCAGGAGAUGAUGAAGCUCUUCCACAAGCGCUUUGGGCUCCAUCAGUUCCGGUUUAACCAGCUAGAAGCCAUUAAUGCCGCCAUCCUCGGGGAAGAUGAGUUUGUGCUCAUGCCCACAGGUGGCGGUAAAAGUCUGUGCUACCAGCUUCCUGCCUGUCUGUCACCGGGAGUCACUGUGGUCAUCUCGCCUCUCAAAUCUCUCAUUGUGGAUCAAGUCCAGAAGCUCACGUCACUGGAUAUCCCAGCAACAAGCCUGUCUGGUGCUAAAAGUGACGGCGAAGCAGGGAGGAUCUACAUGCAGCUCUCCAGGAAGGAGCCCAUCAUUAAACUCCUCUACGUCACGCCUGAAAAGGUCAGUGCCAGUAAUAGACUCAUCUCAGCCCUACAGAACCUGUACGAGCGAGGCCUCUUGGCUCGCUUUGUCAUAGACGAGGCUCAUUGCGUCAGUCAUUGGGGGCACGACUUCCGGCCAGAUUACAAGAGGCUGAACGAACUGCGUCAGAAGUUCCCCAAAGUGCCCAUGAUGGCGUUGACAGCCACAGCCACCCCCCGCGUGCGGAAGGAUAUCUUGCACCAACUCAACAUGACACGCCCUCAGGUCUUCACCAUGAGCUUUAACCGAGCAAACCUUAAGUACGCUGUUCUGCCCAAGAAACCCAAAAAGGUUGACGAGGACUGUGUCAUUUGGAUCAAGAAGCACUACCCACGUGAUUCAGGCAUCGUGUACUGUCUGUCCCGAAACGACUGCGACACCAUGGCCGAGAGCCUGCAGCGAGCCGGCCUGUUUGCGCUGUCCUAUCACGCUGGCCUGAGUGACGGCGACAGAGAGUACGUGCAGUUCAAGUGGAUCAACCAGGACGGCUGCCAGGUCAUUUGUGCCACCAUUGCUUUCGGCAUGGGCAUCGACAAGCCUGACGUUCGCUACGUGAUCCACGCCAGUCUGCCUAAAUCAGUGGAGGGCUACUACCAAGAGUCAGGGAGGGCCGGCAGGGACGGGGAGAUCUCACACUGCAUCCUCUUCUACAGCUACGCCGAUGUGCACCGCAUCAAGAGGAUCAUCAACAUGGACCGAGAAGGUGACAGAAACACCAAGGCUACUCACUUCAACAACCUACAAAGCAUGGUGCAGUUCUGCGAGAACAUGAUGGACUGCAGAAGGAUUCAGCUGCUGGCCUACUUUGGAGAGAUGAACUUCAACAGGGGCUUCUGUAAGGACAACCCUGACGUCACCUGUGACAACUGUAGCAGACCAAAUGAAUACAAAAUUAGGAAUGUCACUGAAGAAGUGAAGCACAUCGUGAGGUUCGUCCAGGAGAACUGUGAGAAGGUCGGAGCCAAGUUCGGCCGAACCCCUAAGCAGAACCGCCUGACGCUCAACAUGCUGGUGGACAUCUUCAUAGGUUCCAGAACCGCUAAGCUCCAGACGGGCAUGUUUGGAAUGGGAGGCUCUUAUUCCAAGCACAACGCGGACCGCCUGUUCAAAAAACUGGUGCUCGACAACAUCCUGAUGGAGGACCUUUACAUCACCAACGGGGGUCAAGCUGUGUCGUACAUCUCUGCGGGACCAAAAGCUCUCAACCUCCUGUCCGGACACAUACAGGUGGACUUCUAUGAGACAGAGAGCGCCUCCAGCGUGAGGAAGAACAAAGCUGCGGUGUCCAGGAAGAUCUCUGUGAGGGACCAGAAGGUUCAGGAGUGUCUCAAGGAGCUGGUGGAUCUCUGCAAGCAGCUGGGAAAAGCCUUCGGAAUUCACUAUUACAACAUCUUCUCCACUGCCACCUUGAAAAAGUUAUCUGAGAGGUUGUCCUCCGACCCGGACGUCCUGCUGCAAAUCGACGGUGUGACUGAGGACAAGCUGGAGAAGUACGGGGCUGAGGUGCUCCAGGUCCUGCAGAAGUACUCCGAGUGGCAGAAUCCUGUCGAACAGCAGCAGGCUGAGGGCGGCGAAGAGGCCUGGAUCGACACAACACGAGGCCGCGAGGCCGUGGAAUAUGACGACGACGACUCCUCCGCCUACUUCCGCAGCCAGAGCGCGCAGGGGCAGAAGAGGAAGAAAAUGCCCUUCUUCAAGUACAACAAAAAGAGAAAAGGAUACGGAGGCGCAGGCUCCAACUCGAGAGGCCGAGGCUCCGGCAACAAUAAGUCAUGGUCCUCGAGAGGGGGGGGCAGAGCCGGUCCUCAGUCUGCCGGCCGAGCGUCCGUCCGUGCGACAGGUGACUCGUCAGCAGGAAGGACGCCGGGCUUCCUGGCGGUGCCCACGCCUCUGAACCAGCGACCUUUUCUCAAGCCGUCCUUCUCUCAUAUAUAGCGCUGCUACCUCGACACUACAUCCGUUUGUAAUUUAUGCUGUUCAAAGUGUACAUUCUUGGGAUUAUAUUUUUUUUGUUACACUUACUGUACAUUUCAAUGUUUAUAAAUGUUUUCAAAUGUUAGACUGUAAAUUUAAAUGUCAUGUUAAGUGUUUAUUAAAGAUCAUUGA
Phycodurus eques (leafy seadragon) is the source of this 4549-nucleotide messenger RNA. RefSeq names its product BLM RecQ like helicase (gene blm). Gene Ontology annotation, cellular component: cytoplasm; chromosome; nucleus. Gene Ontology annotation, molecular function: four-way junction helicase activity; 3'-5' DNA helicase activity; DNA binding. The coding region runs from base 242 to 4378 and encodes 1378 amino acids. NCBI's taxonomy places the organism in Eukaryota, Metazoa, Chordata, Actinopteri, Syngnathiformes, Syngnathidae. The record is from RefSeq and is a predicted model, not a curated record. The transcript has 21 exons. Gene Ontology annotation, biological process: telomere maintenance; DNA replication; double-strand break repair via homologous recombination.